Messenger RNA from Suillus subaureus, 438 nucleotides. RefSeq lists its product as uncharacterized. Bases 114 to 392 code for a protein of 92 amino acids. Lineage: Eukaryota; Fungi; Basidiomycota; Agaricomycetes; Boletales; Suillaceae. The transcript has a single exon. The record is from RefSeq and is a predicted model, not a curated record.
GAAGCGACAGGUAUGCAGCGGGUCGUGGGUCUCAAAAUCCAGACCCAUACCCAUACCCGUGAUGAUCCCUAACUGCAUGUUUCAUUGAUUGGCGGCAAUUGUGGUGGAACUCAAUGGCCUGUUUCCUCCUUGACGGUCGCAAUCCUCAAAAGUUCUAUGAAGCUAUUGAGCGCUUCCAGGAGCUUGAGUCUGAAAUUGGAAGGGUCAAUCCAGAGUGCUGGAAAAUGAUGCUUCAGACGGUGAAGAAAGGAACAACGUUCCAUCUUGCUUCUGAUCUCGUCGAGGAGACAGCUCAGCAGUUGUCGGCAGCUCUGAUCACGGAGCCUGGCCCAAUGCUGACACACGCAGAGUUGGAUACCUUGAGCUUGCCAAGCCAUGAAGAAAUUUUGUAAGGUAUCCUCAUCAUCUGAUGGCUUGGUCGGCGAGUCUGGUGAAGUA